Molecule: messenger RNA, 813 nt
Organism: Maudiozyma barnettii
Lineage: Eukaryota; Fungi; Ascomycota; Saccharomycetes; Saccharomycetales; Saccharomycetaceae
Gene: CWP1
Product: Cwp1p
Exons: 1
Coding region: 1-813 (270 amino acids)
Cellular component (GO): cell wall
Molecular function (GO): structural constituent of cell wall
Source: RefSeq, a predicted model, not a curated record
AUGCAAUUCUCCAAAUUAACUACAAUCGCUCUAUUGGCUUUAGUUCAAAAAGUCUUAGCUGACUCUCAAUCUUUCGGUAUCAUUAGUAUCCAUUCUGGUUCUGCUCUACAAUAUGCUUCCUUAUUCUCCAAGGAUGGUACUUUAGUAUUAGGUAGUAACCAAGGUCAAUUCACUAUGAUUGUAACAGAUGACAGUAAAUUGAAACUAUCUGAUAAUACUUUCGCUGUUGUUCAAACUGAUGGUACCAUUAAGGAAGGUUCUGAAUCUGACGCUACUACUGGUUUUGCUAUCACUCAAGGCCGUCUAACUCUAGAUGGUUCUUCUGGUUUCUACGGUAUUGAAGGUACUGGUUCUUACACUCUAUCUACUAAAUCUGCUGAUGGUGCUACUGGUGUCGCUUUAAGAACUGUUGACACCACUUCUCCAACUGGUGCUGUUGUCUCUGAUUUCGCAGGUUCUUCUUCAGGUUCUACUCCAUCUACUUCUGCUCCUGCUCCAGUUUCUUCUACUUCUGUUGCUGUUGUCGCUUCUUCUUCCGUUGCUGCUGCUACUACCACGAAGGCUGCUGCCGUCUCUCAAAUCGGUGACGGUCAAAUCCAAGCUACUACUGCUACAAAGGAAGCUGUUUCUCAAAUUGGUGAUGGUCAAAUUCAAGCUACUACUGCUACUACAAAGGCUGCUGCCGUUUCUCAAAUCGGUGAUGGUCAAAUUCAAGCUACUGCUUCCGUUACUGUUCAAAGUGAAAACAAUGGUGUCAAGAACAUUGGUGGUCUAAGUGCCGGUAUCUUAGCUGCUGUUGCUCUAUUACUAUAA